Molecule: messenger RNA, 4680 nt
Organism: Macrosiphum euphorbiae (potato aphid)
Lineage: Eukaryota; Metazoa; Arthropoda; Insecta; Hemiptera; Aphididae
Source: the annotation of a GenBank genome assembly
AUGGAUGUCUUCUCGAAGGCUGGUCUGUUUCCGAAAAAACACCAUCGCUGCAUAUCGUUGGAAAGCGGCCAGUCGUCGACUAAAAAAUCAUGCCUGCAAAAGACGCCGUCGGACCCACCGAGAUUUUUUCCUCGGCGGUACUCGACGCCGGAAUUGGCGAUGAGAAGACACGCGCUCAGAUAUCAACAACGCAACGACGACGUCCCGCCCGGACAGCCGAUAUCAAACAAAUCGUGUCAGACCGACAUCUUGGGAUUGGACAAAUACUUGCAAAGGCCCACGGGUAACACGAGCUCGCAAAACGAGUCGGAUGCAGUUAGUUCGGAGGCAACGGUGGCGGCGUUGAGGGCGUACAAAAAGCCGUCAAAAAGGCCGAAGGUCCGGUCGGUGGCGGUACACUGCGAGAGGAGGAGGCUGUCGUUCGCGGCGUUCAAAGGCUGCCAAAAGUUCAAGCACGUGUACAAGCGCAAGAUAUCGUUACCCCAACCGUCGUCGGCGACUACCUCGACGGACGACGGACGCCGCCGAGACAGUAGCGUGUUGCCGAAACUGUGGCCGGACAAGACAGCGGAAACGGAAAGACCGGUGGCCACCAACAAAGUCAGCGUAGCCGUCAAACUGCCCAAGAUACCGACCAGGGAUGCGCGACCGGAAGCUGAAAGGCCUGACGACGUAAGGACGAGACUGGCCAGACUGACCAGGCCACAGUCGACGGGCAGUAGUGGCGACGGGAGUGGUGACCGGAAACUGGCGGCUGCAUACUUCCGGGCCAAAUCAGCUCCGAAAAUCUACUCACCAAGAUUUCAAGCGACAGCACCACAGCCGUCGGACCGCAAACCACUGCAAUCGACGCCCGGGACCAGCGACACGGCCGAUACCACGCUCGACAUGACGUUCGGCCGACGACAGCCGGUUGACGCCACGUCCACGAUGACGGCCACCACGGAGUCCGGCACUAGGACAGUGUCCACGUCCACCACAUUCACCGAACCCGGUUUCCCUAUAGUGUUCAGCUGCGAGAGUGUUCUCCGGCACCCGUUGGAUGGGGGUUACGUGUCACACACCGAGAGCCACCGAUUCAGCGUGCACUACGUGUCAGCCGACUCUGCCCGGUCAUCGGUGACGGCCACGUCCGACACCGAUCGAGACACCGGCCCGUCGUUGGUGUUCACAUCAGCUGGCGCGUGCCAAAACGAACGGUGCCUAACCGGUGAAUCGGUGUCCGUGACGCUAGGCGGCAAACCGAACGGGCCUGCUGCAUCCACGUCCACUACUGGCGUGGCUGGCGAACGGCGUCUGGUCGCCGAACGCUGUACCGACGUACGUCGAUCAAAGGACGAAGCGGUGGCCGACCGUGGUACAUGCGAUACGGCAACUGACCGUAGUACAUGCGAUACGGCAACUGACCGUAGUACAUGCGAUACGGCAACCGACCAAGGUACCAUCGAGACGGCCACCAACCAAAGUACCGUUGAGACGGCCAAAAACCAAUGUAAUAUUGAGACGGCUACCGACCGCCGGACCAGCGAGACGGCCACCAACCAUCGAACCUGUGAGACCGCCACUGAUAGUGGAACCUGCGAGAUGACGGCCACCGACGACGACGACCAAACCGCUAGUGAACCACCACUGUCACCACCAUCUACCUCGUCUCCAUCGUCGUCUUCGUCGGUCCGGUACCGUUGGCCGGUUGACGAAAACCUCAACCCAGCGACCAAUAUCGUAACGGUCGUGAGUGCCGAAGAGCUGGGAAAUGGCCAACACGAAACCGUAUGGAACACCGAAGAAUUUUGCGUUUCGGGAAAAGACAACGGCGCCAACGCGUUCGAAAAGCCUGCACCGCCGACGGCAGUAAAUAAAACUAUUGAUACUUUGGGUGAAGCCGGAGGGAGGGAAGAGGGCGAUGAGCUCGAAUUGCACGCACGCACGGACGAUGACGACGACAUGCCAUUACAAUCCGACGAACGAAAUUAUGAGCAGUUGACACAAAACCAUCAAAUAAUAGAAUCCAGCCGUACCGUUUCGAAUCAGUCGCCGAAACUCGACGACACGGAAUCGGUGCUGGUGGGUCGACAAAACGAUUUGAGACCAAUCGAAAGCGAUAAUACGCACGCAAACGUUGCCGAGCCUAUUGCAGCUGAGCACUUCGGCACGAUAAACGCCGAAACCACUGCUACAGAACAGCACCGAUCAAUCGUGAACAACCUUCUUACCGUCCCAUCGGAUCGGCGUCUGCAGUCGGACGAGGAUACGGCUGCGGCAGAGAUCUUGGCGUCGCGGCGUCGUAACGAGAUGCAACGUUCAGAGUCGUCCGGAAGACGUGCGGCUGCGGGUGCAACGGAGAGGAAUCAUCGCGAGGGGCAACAUGAAAACGGACAAACCGUGCAAUCGAACGCCAACAAGCGCAACAUGCCCAAUAGACUCGACGACAAUAUGAGCCGCAAACGGGACGACAGCCGGGACGCCGAUCCUCGUCACCCCGGCAGUCGUUUGUUACAAGGGUCGUCGUCGGGCGCGACAAAUGCACAGCACUCGAACACGGUCGAUCGCGGAUCUGCGGUGGCGAACGCGAAAGAUACUACUGCUGUGCCUCGGAACGCAGUGAACGACCACCAGCAACACGGUUACGAACCCUUCGGAAAGCGGACGAACGGACCUCAAGACGGUGACAGACGUUGUGUCCGUGAGCGGGAUGUAACGAACGACUGUCGGGGAUGCGCCAAUGGAGAUAUGAAAAAAAACGUGGCUGGGAGGUCUGAAGUAUACGGCACCGACGGCCAUGACCACGGCGGCGGUCACUCGUACGACGCCGGAAAGAAUCGGCAUCAGGAGUCGAAACGGAGACUGGAGUCUGUGGAUGAGGCGACGGAAACAUCAAAGCAACAGCAGCAGCAGGAGUCGAACUACGUGGGCGGGUGUCUGUUCGGUGACUCGUUCAACCGUAGCAAGAAACCUCCGCAGAGGUACGGAGAACGCGCCGAGUACGGUCGCAGAUACUACGACAACGAUCCGAAAAAAGUCAACUUCUUGUCGAAACCCGACUACCGGUACGAUUACUAUCGCAGCGAGCACGCACCCAAAACUGGCGGUCACAGCCCCAGGGACGAGGAUUGCACAGUAUUCGCGGACCACGAAUCCCAUCAAAGCUCGACGGCGCAGCUUCCUUACUAUUCGCAUCUGGAUUGCAAACGUACGUACGGAGGCGGUGGUGAUAGGAAAUGUACCGCAGACAUCACCGACGAUGAUGAUGAUGACGAUGACGACGACGAUGAGAGUCUCACUGACAGCCUGGAAGAUGGGUGCAAGUACGAGGGAACGGCUGUGUCAUAUUUCUUGGCACUCGACGGCCAAAAGUCGGCCGUCACGUUCACUCUGAAGAUGCCGGGCACGCUGGAGAGCCGACUUAACCGGCGGCAGAGUCUGCUCAAGAAACACCUGCACGUGUCGACGACGGUUCGGAAGUCUACGGCGGCGGUACGAGUCCGUUCCCGUCACAAGGGGUGCCAGACGCUGUGGACCGUCGAGAAGGGGGUGCAGGUGCAGCGGGGCUCCACAGCCAACAUGGACGACCGCAGGGCGCUGGAGACGCUGCUGGCCGGUCUGGGGCGCAACCACGUGUCAGAGAACCAGAUCCGGUUGGUCGGCGGCCGGAAAAUGGUGUCAGAAGGCAACCAGACAGAACACCCACCAGCGAACCGGCAUACCCAGACGACUAGGGACGUGGCCGCAGGACGGGAAACGCCAGACUGCUGCUCGGCGGCCGGGAGACAGAGCAAGAACCAGAUGCUCGCAAUGAAAAAAUUUACCGCUGACAAUGCUCUGAUGGUGGGUGUGGUCAGGCAGAACAAGUACUGCAAGGGAAAAGAAGCUUUGGACGGUGCCAAAAACGAUCAACUUCUCACGCUGUCCAAGGGUUGGAUCAACUUUUACACGCUCAGGGCCGACAGUGCGGACGCGGAAGCACAAGUCGAAUUUAACGAUAACGACGAUGAGGUCAAAGCCGAGGACGACAGCCAACAAUACACUGUACACGUGCAAGCCAUCCCCGAACCUGCCGUGACAUUGCCUGUAGUACACGUAACUCAUCGAAAUAAUAAUCUGCAAUUGCCGAAGACGUCUAGCACUACGACCAAACAUUUACCUAAACUCGUGCAGACAGAAACCAAUAACAAUCAUCAUUGUCCAACGCAUUUGGCAGCAGCAACAAAUGGUUGGUGUGUAAGCGUGGAUGGUCCAAAUAACAUGCACAUGAAGGUUUCACUACUACCGGAUAAGGCAGGCAUAAAAACAUCUGAACAUUUUGACCUGCAUGACGAAAAUAAACUGGAUGCCAGGAGAUUAGCUUUACAAAGGAAGACCAACUACAUGCGCAAACCUUAUAGAAAUAUGAAAAGAACACAAUCGACGCCUAGGGACAUGUUCUCUGCAGACGUUUCACGAACAGAGUCUGCCUUGUCAGCCGAGAGCAAAUACAUCGAGACAAUUGACACGCAACUAUUAAUCCACAAGGCUCGAAGGCGCUUAAGUCAAGAAUGGGACACAAGAAUUCAAAAUAGAGGUUUAACUGAAUCAGUUCAAUUAGUCGUUACAGGGGAUUCAGUUUCCAGUAGAACAUCUCAACAUUAUGCGACUAGAGGCCAACAGCAUUGCUCAUUCAGACGACAAUCAAGAAGAAUUUAA